UGCUGAUGCUGCUGCUACUGCCAGUUGGUUCUCCUCUCGUUCGGUGUUGUUCGACGAUCAGCUUGUGCGCCCGCUUGACAAGCCAGAGCUGUCUCAAAGUUCGCGCGGACUGGUGUCAUUGAGGGCUGACCAUCUUGGAGGCGGCUGCGUGUCAAAGAUGAACGUGGACGUUUCUAUGCGGAUUGUCGCGGACCAGAGUCUCCGUAGCAGCACUAUUCUCGGACCCGUAACGCCGAAAAGCUCAGUUUCUGGACAUGCUCUGGACCCUCUGGCAUGCAUCGCUUAUCGCAGCAGGGACGAAUAUCCCGGAGAGGACAAAUCGACAACUCUCAUGCUCUCCACCUGCCUCUCCAGCCGAGAUCAUUCCUGGCUCAUGCACAUGAGAACGGCCCGCUUCGCCGAAGAGCAGAACGUUGAAGUUUCCAUACUCGAGGGCCAGAUUCAAUAUCGAACAACGAAAGAUGUCCUGCCCGGAGAGGAAUUGCGCGUUUGGUUCGGUGCGGAGUUCAGUCAGAUCCUGCGGCUGCCGGCGUUCGCUUCGCUGGUGCUUCCCGACACCGAGAAAAAAUAUCGAUGCGUGUUCUGCAGCGAGAACUUCAAUUACCCCUUUCCCAUGAUCGGACACAUAAUGUACCGCUGCCCGAUACGCGAUACGAGUCAACCCAAAAGCCUCGAGGCAGCAUCUAUGAGUCCCUCAACGCCUCCAUCUCCACGUUUACUCUCGCCACCUUCCAGGAUGAUAUCUCCCGGUCUUUCGGGUUCGACUCCGAAUUCGCCUUCCACAACGCCGCCGAAUCUGAGCCCGGGAUCCUCGUGGACGCCGGCGACGGUUCUCCCAGUGAGUCCGAUGAAACGAAAACGAUUCAAAUCCUUCGAUAUCGCAUCGCUCACAGACGACGGGGGAGGUCCGAUGAACAAUAACAAGGACAAAAGUGAAAAUGGUCCCGAUGCUGUUAUCACCAAUCUCAACCAAGGCUUAAACCUCAUCAGUCCGCUGCAUGGCUCACCUCAGUUUCCCACCUACACCCCUUUGAAUGGCAUCGGCUCCACAAUACAAUCUCCGUCGCUCUCGCCGUACAACUCAUCGGAGCGGUCGCUUACAGGACUCUCGGGCUCAUUCAGUGUCGGGAUACCCAAUUUGACGCGAUCGCCUCCGGCUCCGAAGCCGCGGAAGGCUCCGAAGCGGACGAAGGCAAGUCCAUCUCCGCCGUCCGCACCCUCAGAUCCUGCACAGGCGGCGUUGUUGUCCUGCCUUCCGCCCUCGUUGGCUGCCCUGUCGAUGCCGUCGCAGAAUUGGUGCGCCAAAUGCAAUACCACGUUCCGUAUGACCUCUGAUCUCGUCUAUCAUAUGAGGUCUCAUCAUAAACGCGAAGGGGAUCCGAUGAAACGUAAACGGGAAGAAAAGCUCCGGUGUCUCAUCUGUCACGAGACCUUCCGAGAACGACAUCACCUCACGCGUCACAUGACUAGUCAUCAGUAG
This is a messenger RNA of Galendromus occidentalis (western predatory mite), 1480 nucleotides long. RefSeq names its product PR domain zinc finger protein 8. The record is from RefSeq and is a predicted model, not a curated record. Gene Ontology annotation, molecular function: protein binding. Lineage: Eukaryota; Metazoa; Arthropoda; Arachnida; Mesostigmata; Phytoseiidae. Gene Ontology annotation, cellular component: nucleus. Bases 158 to 1480 code for a protein of 440 amino acids. Gene Ontology annotation, biological process: regulation of DNA-templated transcription. The transcript has 6 exons.